GUCCAUCCCGACCGGCCCAGCCUCGCCGGGGACCGCCGCCACCCAGCCCUCUCAGGACCUCCAGCUCCGGCCGCGCUUUUUUUGAUUUUCGGCCGCACCCCCUCGCGCCCAGCAGCUUCCGGUUCCGGUCGGGUUCCGGAAGUGUUUGGGGCUCUGGGGGACGGCCUCUCAAUGAGGCACAGGCUGGGUCUGUGGGUUGUGGCGCUCCUUCCAACCCCUCCCUUUCCUCUGAGCUCGCGAGGUUUCAUCUCCGAGACCCUUGAGAACGAGAUAUCUCGCGAGAAGCGCGACUGUUUCUUCCAACCCACAGAGGGGCGGUGAAGCGCCGCGGCUGCGUUGUUGUUUUCUUUAAACAGCAGAAGUGAAAGUAAUCUGCAAGCGUUGGAGUAAGACUUGCAAAGGAACAUUGUGCGGCAUGGAUUCUCUAGCAGAGGGACUUUUUGUGAGAGAUCCUCCUGGGGAGGAAAAGACUAAGGAGGAACCUGAGAAUAAGGUAGAAGAGUCAACCGAUCAACUGGUCAAACUGGCAAAGGGCGCACCUACUGAUCUUGUCCUUCUUAACCUACUAUCAGAAAUGAAGAAGUUACUGAAUGCAGUUAAUGCUCUACCAAAAGGCGUGGUCCUGCACAUUAGGAAGUUUUUACAAGAAGAGUUUUCCUUCCCAACUAUGCAGAGAGAAGUUGCAGGUAACAGCCAGAAUGGGAAGGAGAUUGUUCCUCCUUUGACUUUAAGUUACUUGAUAACACAGCUAGAAGCAGCACUGAAGAACAUUCAAGCUACUAAUUACACUGCACACCAGAUUAAUAUUGGUUAUUAUCUGACGUUACUGUUUUUGUAUGGGGUAGCACUCACUGAAAGAGGAAAGAAGGAGGAUUAUUUAGAAGCUGAGAGUAAAUUCUUGGUGAUGAAGAUAGUGAUCCAAGAAAAUGAAAUUUGUGAAAACUUUAUGUCUUUAGUUUAUUUUGGACGUGGCUUACUUCGAUGUGCUCAGAAAAGGUACAAUGGAGGACUGCUAGAAUUUCAUAAAAGUUUACAAGAAAUAGCAGAAGAUCCAAAUGAUUAUUGGUUUGACAUAGAUCCUACAGAAGAUGAAGAUUUACCUACAACUUUUAAAGAUCUGCUUAGUAAUUUUAUCAAGACAUCUGAAAGUAAUAUAAUGAGGCAGACCAUUUGCAGUUAUCUAGAUUGUGAACGAUCUUGUGAAGCUGACAUUUUACAGAACACCACUUACAAGGGAUUUGUUCAGAUAAUGUGCAGUAAAAGCUGCUGUAUUUAUUUCCAUAAAAUUUGUUGGAAAAGGUUCAAGAACUUAAAAUAUCCAGGCGAAAAUGAUCAGAGUUUUAGUGGGAAAAAAUGUUUGAAGGAAGAAUGUACAGGUGACAUUGUAAGGAUGCUAGAAUGUGAUAUACCUGGAAUUGUAAAAAUUUUGUUUGAAGUUGUGAGAAAGGAUGAAUAUAUGACCAUUGAAAAUUUAGGAGCAAGUUAUAAAAAAUUUAUCUCUCUGAAAAGAAUUGAUACUGAUAUGAGGCCAAAGAUCAGUUUAAAUUUCAGUACAAAAGAUGAAAUGCCUAUCUUCAAGCUUGAUUAUAAUUAUUUCUAUCAUCUGCUUCAUAUAAUUAUUAUUUCUGGUACUGACAUUGUCCGGCAAAUAUUUGAUGAGGCUAUGCCCCCAUCUCUUUUGAAAAAAAAGCUUCGUAUACACAGGAAUGUGUUGGAGCCCUACUACAACCACCUCUGGACCAAUCACCCUUUGGGUGGAGCGUGGCACCUGCUUUAUCCCCCAAACAAGGAGCUACCACAGUCUAAACAGUUUGACUUACACCUCCUGUUAGCUCUGAUAAAACACUUGAAUGUAUUCCCUGCACCCAAAAAAGGCUGGAAUAUGGAGCCGCCGCCUUCUGACCUCUCUAAGUCUGCAGACAUCCUGAGGCUGUGCAAACACAGGGAUGCCCUCCUUAGUGAGGUUUUGAUGAACGGCCUCACUGAGUCACAAUUCAAUUCAACUUGGAAAAAAGUUUCAGAAAUUCUUCUUCGUCUUGGGAUGAAGCAAGAGGAUAUUGACAAAGUGAAGGAGAAUCCCAUUGAGAAUAUCUCCCUUGAUUACCAUCAGCUGUCCAUCUACCUAGGCUUACCUGUACCAGAAAUCAUCCAGAGGAUGUUAUCCUGCUAUCGACAAGGAAUUGCUCUGCAGUCCAUAACAGGCUGUCAAUAUAUUGAAAUAAAAGCGUUACAGAAUGAGGAAGCGGAACCGAGUCCACCGCUCAUGGAGUACAAUGUAAAUGUGAAUUCAGACACUGAUAUACAACUUGUGGAAAUGAAUAAAGAAGUGGCAUCAGUACCCAGUGAAUCUUCAGCAGAAUCUGUGAAAGAUCUCCACAAAGUUAGGAGUAAACCAAAGAAAAAGACAAAGACUAAGAGUAAAAAGAAUAAGAAAUCAAGUGAAGAAGAAGCCCCACAUAUGGUAGGAAAGGAAGAGCGGAUGAAGAGAGAGCCAGGAAGUCCACGCCCAGUCAGUAGAUUGAUGAGUGAUGGUUCCAGGGAUGCCCAGGGAGACCCUGGAACUGAAGACAAGACCUGUAGCCUGGAUGAACCACAUGUUCUGGACAUGAUAGAGCAGGGCUCAGCCAGCAAGGUGACUGCAGGUGAUGGGGAAACUGGGAAGGAGAGGCUGGCUCUUCAGCGGCAGCUUCGUACACUACACUGUCAGUGUGAAGAUUUCAAAAAACAGUUGAAAACAGUAACUUUUCGGUGGCAAGAAAACCAAAUGCAGAUUAAAAAGAAAGAUAAAAUCAUUUCAUCUCUUAACCAGCAAGUGGCUUUUGGAAUCAGUAAGGUUUCCAAAUUACAACAUCAAAUCCGUGCUAAAGAUAAUGAAAUCAAGAACCUUAAAGAGCAACUUACCAUGAAAAGAUCUGAAUGGGAACUGGAGAAGCAUAACCUGGAAAGCACAAUUAAAACAUACCAGAACAAACUGAAUGCAGAAACCAGAAGAGCUUUAACAGCUGAGGUGCAUUUCUUACAGUGUCGUCGAGAUUUCGGGUUGCUGCAUCUAGAGCAGACCGAAAAGGAGUGUCUCAGUCAGCUUGCCAGGGCGACGCACAUGGUGGCAAGCAACCUGGAAUCACUUCAGCUAAAGGCUGCAGUAGACAGUUGGAAUGCCAUUGUGAUGGACGUUAGAAACAAGAUUGCAUUCCUCAGGACACAGUACAAUGAACAGAUUAAUAAGGUGAAGCAAGGGUUUCCCUUGAGCACCUUGCCUCCGAUACAGCUUCCACCACCACCACCCAAUCCAGAGAUACUGAUGCAGCAGUUCCUGGGGAGAACCUUUGUGAAGGAAUCUUACCUCAGACCUAUACUCGCUGUUGCUCAAAUGCCUGCAGUUUGUCCUGGAGUCAUCGCUGCACCUGGCCCACCUAGAGCCCCCCUGAUGACUGAGGUAGCCUGGACUGCGCCAGCCCCUGUGACAGAGGCCACGUCUCCCAGUGCAGGUCUGGGAAGUGACCCUCCCAUGACGAAUUGGGAGAGGAUUGUGGACAGACUGAAAACCGCCUUUCCACAACAGUCCAGGAAGGAGCUCACAGAUUUCUUACAAAAACUGAAAGAUGCUAAUGGAAAGUCCUUAUCUGCAAUGACAUUUGAUGAAAUUGUUUGCAAGAUUUCCCAGCUUACUGACCCUAAAAGAUCUCAGAGUCAAGGAAAAUCAGUACCGAAGGGGAACUGUGUUUCACCUGAGCCGAAUGCCGCCCAGCCUCCAAAACCAGCCUGGAGGCCCCUCGGCUCACAGCAACCUGCCACGUGGGAAGGAGCCAAGAAUUUGGAGGAGGAGGAGGAGGAGGAGGAGCCGUGUGUCAUCUGUCACGAGAAUCUCUCUCCAGAAAACCUCUCUGUGUUGCCCUGUGCUCACAAAUUCCACGCUCAGUGCAUUAGACCAUGGUUGAUACAACAGGGGACAUGCCCAACCUGCAGACUCCACGUUUUGCUACCGGAAGAAUUCCCUGGUCACCCCAGCCGGCAGUUGCCCAAGAUCUGAUCUAAGGGAGUUACUGUGCUAAGAAAGUUCAGUUUCAGACUUCAGAAUUUGGAACCUGCUUUUCUAAUGAGUGACAGCGUGAGUGGUGUGAAGCAGCACGCUCUUCAGAGCUGUGCAAAGGAAGCGAGCUAACUCGUCAAACCUGCGGCCAGAGACAUCUCCAGGCUCAGUGAACUGAACUGAACAGGCUUAAUAUAAGAGGAAUUUGAGCAGGUACACUAUAUUUGCUCUUACAUUAGUGGACAUUUUCUUCCAGCGUAGACAUAACUAUGACUGUCUUUCUUAGAAUAGUUUUCUUUUUUCCUUCUUAUUCCACUCAGCCUUUGCUUCUCUGCAGGUAUACUACAUUCUCAUUUUCUCAAGUAAAUUUUAGCAAGAUGAAAAGAGAAACAUAAAUGAGAAGUACGACAAUGCCACAGGUUUUAGUGUCCAUUUUAACUUUUAAAACUACUUAAAAAAAUAAAAGUUCAAGUGUUUGAAUUUUAUCUCUUUCUUCCCAGUCCUUCUCUGUCUUCUGUAGUAUGUAUCCAUGAAGCGAUUGUGAGCUACUUAAGUGUGGAGACCAUGCUUGGAGCUGGCUUGAACUGGCUUGUGAGAGAUAAUUAGGUUUCAGGAAUUUUGCUAUUUUAGGAAUUUUGUCAAAUCAUUGGUACUUGAAAUCUCCUGCAGUGAACGUACUUACACCGUGGAAAUGGGUAAAUGCUAUGAGGGCUCCUCUCUCCUCAGAGCUGGUUGUUAAACAUUUACCAGUGUACCACAGGACCGUGUCUGAUUCUCCUUUGUAUUCUCAAUGCUUUGCGUAGUAAAGGCCUAGUAAAUACUCCCAGUUCAGAAAGUAGUAGGAAAGGAGUUGAGGUCCAGAGUAAACCACUAAUUCAGUUGAAUAAUUGAGAUCUUAUGUUUAUUCGUAAACACACUAUCUUUGAACCUUAAUCAUUUAAACUUUUGGGGGGAUUGUUUCUGCCUUAAAAGUAUCUGAUUUCAGUUCCUGCCUUAAAAGUAUCUGAUUUCAGUUCCUGAUGCUGGGGAAGGGGAGUCUGUCGUGUGUGUGGUUGUUUCUGAUGACAAAGUGGUCACCCCUCGCCUAAGCUGCGUACCUAAAGCUUGUCGCUGAGAAUUUUCAUUCUUAUAUGUCGGAAACCUAUUUUGAAAAUAGUAUUGUGUAAAAGCCGUAAGUGUUGUUCAUGUUGGUAGUUUCAUAAUUAAAAGACCUUCAAGUUACCUUGUAAGACAAGUCUACCUUGGUUCAUGUUCACAAUUGUAAUUUCAUUAACUAAUGGAAAAGAAUAAAUGGUUCCUAACUUAGCCACUAUUUUAUCUGUAUAUUUCAUUGUAAAUGUAUCUUGAAGCUACUUUAAAUUGCUAUUGAAAGCCUCUGUUUCUGUUUAAUUGUAUGCUAAGAGUUUUCUUCUGUAAUGAGAAUGGACUGUAAACUGUGAAGGAAAAUAUCCAAAAAGAAAGUAAUAAACUAGACGUAGAAAAUGCCAAGAAUGUCUUAGAAUCACUGAAUUCAGAGCUUAUAGGGCUGAGUAAUAUCUUGUCUAGCAUCUCAAGAUUAUGGUCAUAAUGCAGGUUACCCUGUAAGACAGGUGUUUCUUAGAUCAUGUUUAUAACUGCGAUUUCACUUACCCAUGGGAGAGAAUAAAUGUUUCUUAAUUGAACAAC
Molecule: messenger RNA, 5695 nt
Organism: Loxodonta africana (African savanna elephant)
Lineage: Eukaryota; Metazoa; Chordata; Mammalia; Proboscidea; Elephantidae
Gene: DZIP3
Product: DAZ interacting zinc finger protein 3
Exons: 32
Coding region: 416-4030 (1204 amino acids)
Biological process (GO): protein polyubiquitination
Cellular component (GO): cytoplasm
Molecular function (GO): RNA binding; ubiquitin protein ligase activity; polyubiquitin modification-dependent protein binding
Source: RefSeq, a predicted model, not a curated record